AUGAGUAUCCGAGUGGCUGCAGAAAAGGCGAAACUUGAAGCGCUGGAAAAGCAGAAACAGAAGGAACUGGAGGAGCAAGCGGCAAUUGAAUCGCAGAAGAUGGAAAGAGCCAACGUGCUAGCUGAAGAGAAGAUGAAGUUGGCAGCGAAGGAGAAGGCGAGAAUGGAAGCUGAGGAAGAGGCGGGGAUGGAGGAAGAGAAGAAGACGCGGGUGGAGAGGGCAAAGUUUGAGUUUGAGGAGAAGGAAAGAGCAAGGCCUGAAGCAAGAGAACCAUCGUUGUUGGAAGCAGACAAGAAGCCUCAACCAGUGGCACAAGAGAACGCAAGGCUGGAAGUAGAAGAGAAUGAGGGUGAAGAGAAUGUGAAGCUGAAUGAACAGCUAAGAUCUAGGGCUCAGGCAGAGGAAGAGCCUACGAUGAACGCCACGAAGGUAGCUGAGAGGGAAACAGAGGUGGCUGGGGUAGAUGCGGGGAAUAAAACGAAGCUAGAGGCAGAGUCGAAGAAAAAAUUGGAGAACGAUGAAGAGGAGGAAAAGCUGAAAAUAGAAAAGGAGGCGACCGAGCUGGAGGAUGAAGAAAAGACGAGGCUGAAAGGGGAGGAGAAAAAUAAGUCGAUUGCAGAGGUGGAGACUGCGAAUAAAAAGUUUAAUAUCGAAGAAGAGAAUGCACGGUUUGGGGCGGGGACGGCACAUGUGGUCGCAGAGAACGCUCAAGAGGAAGCCGAAGAAAGGUUGGCUACACUUGAUAUGGAGGAAAAAGAAAAGUUAGAAAGUGAUGAGACAGCUCGGUUUGAAUUGGCGAUGAAACAUGCAGACAAAGCAGAAGGGAAAUAUGAAAAAGGGGUAGCAGACAAAGCAAAGUUUGAAAACGUUUGGUCCAUCAAGUCUUCCGAGGAGGUAGAGAAUGCGUCGCAAGUGGUCGACAUCAUGGAGGUCACGAUCAAUAAGAUAGUGAAAGGUGCCGAGGUCGUGUCGACGUCCGAAGUGACAGAAUGUCCUGAAGUCCUAGUGAUAGACGACACAGAGGUCGAAGUCAGAAACAACGACGGUGAGGAAAAAGCUCGAACACCUGAGAGAAUUGAGACGCAUGUAGUCGCGAAUGAUUUAAUGCAUCAAAGUCCAGUUCGAUCGUCCAGCUUCGUUGAAAUUACGGUAGAGCAUCAGACACUCGCUGACGUCGUCUCAACGGCACAACACACGCAUUGGCUGUCGAUUCCGGUAAAUGCUAGUCCUGCUCUCACACGUCUUCACACGGUACUGACGGACCAUAAUCCUCUUACUGCGUAUGCCUUGUACCCUUCAAGUCCAACAUCACCUUCAUCCCAUGCAACAGAUGACGAGGAAUUGCCAGUACCUACUUCAGCGUCAGAAUUGUCUGAUAACACCAAGUAA
This is a messenger RNA of Plasmopara halstedii, 1389 nucleotides long. RefSeq lists its product as uncharacterized. The record is from RefSeq and is a predicted model, not a curated record. Bases 1 to 1389 code for a protein of 462 amino acids. Lineage: Eukaryota; Oomycota; Peronosporomycetes; Peronosporales; Peronosporaceae. The transcript has a single exon.